Molecule: messenger RNA, 2461 nt
Organism: Salarias fasciatus (jewelled blenny)
Lineage: Eukaryota; Metazoa; Chordata; Actinopteri; Blenniiformes; Blenniidae
Gene: esco2
Product: establishment of sister chromatid cohesion N-acetyltransferase 2
Exons: 15
Coding region: 105-2018 (637 amino acids)
Biological process (GO): mitotic sister chromatid cohesion
Cellular component (GO): nucleus; chromatin
Molecular function (GO): protein-lysine-acetyltransferase activity
Source: RefSeq, a predicted model, not a curated record
CACAGAGGGGGAAACGCGCGCAGAAGGAGAUCUUAGCGCGCGAGAGACUCGAACAGACAGAAACGAACAGACAGAAACGAGCUAAGGAGAACUUUGCAUUGAACAUGCUGAUGACUACCAGAAAACGAAAACUCUCCUCUGUGGAGGCUGAUAGUCAUCCGUCCAAGAAGACGGCGAGGGAGGAGAUGUCACCGGUGAAGAGGAGAUCUCCGAGGAAGCUGCAACAGUCCCCAGUGAAGAACUGUGGUUCUCCCGUGAAAUCCCCUCGUCGACCAGCCACACCACCCCGUAAAUCUCCACUGAAACUCUCCGUGGUUACAAGCUCGUUCUACAGCAAGCAGAAUUCGAACUACCUCACUCCGCUGGAGAGGAAGGCGAUGAAGGAGUCUCUGCCCUUGCCUCUGCCCCCUCCCCCCUCUGUCUCCCCCACCUUGGCCAAAAAGCCAGAGACAAAGAAGAAAGCUAAAGGAGGCAGUAAACCCAGAAAGGCGGCUGCAGGUUUGAAUAAAGGACAGAAGAUGGGUCAAAAAAUCAACUUAACAGCCACGAGAACGAUCAAGCUGAACAAGCUCAACAGCGGUGCCGCCGUGAAGCCGACCCCCUCUUCCUCCAGCGCUGCGCCUGCCAGCAGCAAACCCGCCGAGCCCAAGAAGCCCGUCGCCUUCACUUUCAGCAGCGCGAGGCCCAAACCCAAGGUGUUUGUCGGCGCUGCGUUUUUCAGCACAGGGAAGAAGCCUUCGUCCAUGUACAAGAAAUCUGCACCGCGGUCGGCUUCUGCCACCGCCAACAGAAAAGCUGUGGCGCCACCAACGAAGAAGAAGGAGCAGCAGCAGGUCGCACAGACCGCAGCGCCUCAGAAGAAGGAAGACAAACCAAACACAAAGCAGCGAGUGAAGUUUGGCCCGACCGACUGGAUGGACUCCGUCAACGAGAAGCCCAAACCUCUGCUGCCACUGUGCUCUCCUGAAAGGUGGGCAGAGAAGUAUGGGAUUACCCACAGUCUGAAGGUCGUCUUGACCAGGUCUCCGGCAUCCAGCUUUGCUUCUCCAGCUUCGACCUCCAGUACUCAGGAUGAUAUUAGUGCCUCAGAUCCCGUCUUUGACCUGAGUGAGAUCAGUCCCAUCAGCACCACUUCCAGCCCUGCUAAAGUUCCAGAGUCCACGGCGGUGUAUCCCAUAUUCGGUUCUGCUUCUAAGAGGCCAAAGAAAGCAGCUCCUCUGACCUGCAGUACUCCAGCUGGCCCAGGGCCCAUACUGCAGACCCCAUCUGCUGCUGGGAAAGACCGAAGUGUCCGCAGGAAGAAGGAAAAGCUGGACGAUGACCAGCUGAUCAUUGAUGCCGGCCAGAAGCAGUUCGGAGCAACGGUGUGCCACUCAUGUGGGAUGGUGUACAGCGCAGACAACCCGGAGGACAACUUCCAGCACACCCAGUUCCACCGGCGCUUCCUGGACUCCAUCAAAUAUGUGGGCUGGAAGAAGGAGCGCGUGGUGGCCGAGUUCUGGGACGGGAAAAUUCUCCUGGUCAUGCCAGAUGAUCCCAAAUACGCCGUCAAAAAGGCUGAGGAUGUGCGGCGCGUCGCAGACAGCGAGCUGGGCUUCCAGCAGGUGACGCUGAGCCGACCGACGCAGGCUAAAACCUACCUGUUCAUCAGCACCGAGCGAAUGGUGGUGGGAUGUCUGGUGGCUGAGCCCAUACGACAGGCAUACCGAGUCCUGGAGCAGCCGGAUCAACACAAAGACAUGACGAAGGACGACUUCAUGGAGCGCCACCGCGCCUGGUGCUGCUCCACCGUGCCCGAACAGGCCCUGUGCGGCAUCAGUCGGAUCUGGGUCUUCAGCAUGGCCAGGCGACGGGGCAUCGCCACGCGUAUGCUGGACACCGUCAGGAACACCUUUAUGUUUGGCAGUCACCUCACCAAGGAGGAAAUCGCCUUCUCCGACCCGACGCCUGACGGCAAACAGUUCGCCACAAAGUACUGCGACACUCCGGCCUUCCUCGUCUACAACUUCGUCUCUUAAGAAUCUGGAGGAGUUGGGAUUAAAAGAGGAUUUUGCAAAGUAUUCUGAGUUCUAACAUGUUGAAUGGACCGUCAGUCACGUGUUAAUAAUGGUCUUUUCAUAUGCAAAGCAGAAAGCCGUUCAGGCUUUUGCGUGUUGAGUAAACCAGGCUGUUAGUGUUUGUGAUUAUUGAUUACAGGUUUGGCGUGUUUGCAGGUUCAAGAUUCAGAGCUCUGGUAUUUAUAUUUAUGUCAGUUCUGCCAACUUACAGUUCAGUCUUGUUUGAUGGCAAAAAGAGGUUUAUGUUUUUGAAUCUGCGACGGCGUACAUGCUGCUGCUCAAGAAUUAAAAGUAGAAAUUAGAGUAUUUUGUUUUCGGAGAAGUUGUGGAGGAAACCGUGACUUGUUGAAAGCAGAGGUUGGUAUGAAUGUAGACAGUGCUGGGAUAUAAAUACUUUCAAUAAA